AUGGCCGACCCUUUCGAAUGCAGCAAUUCUUCUGUCCGUACCACACAUUCUAAUCUUAGCGAGAAUAGCCGCAAUGUCAUUAUGAAUGAUCUUUGGCUGAUUCUGGGCAAAAUAGGAGAAGGUUCAUUUGGUGAAGUAUUUGAAGGUCAAGAUAUAAAAGACGGUACGAUUUAUGCAAUAAAGCGCGAACGGAGAAGUAUGCGCCAUCCUCAAUUAAAACGCGAGAGUGAGCAUUACCAACUACUCGGGAAGGGACCUGGUGUCCCACAAUGCUACUGGUAUGGCGAGUUCGACGAGUUCAAUUGUAUCGUUCUUGACUUGCUUGGCCCUAGUCUGAAAGAUAUCCGCCAAUGCAUGACUCCGUUACCUUUCGAUAUCAUCGUGGAUCUUGUAUGCCAAAUGAUCGACAUCAUCCACCACGUCCAUAAGAGCGGUCUUGUAUUUCGGGACAUCAAGCCCGACAACUUUUUAUUUUCAAGAGCAUGCGUGCUACCCGAGGUGAAAAUGGUGAAACUCGAUGGCGACAAACCACACUAUCAAUAUGAAGUUGCCAACGCACGUGCUGUAUUUGAUCGAUGGGGGAAAGAAAAUGCCAAAUUGCACAUCAUUGAUCUCGGAUUAGCGACACGCUGGCUUGAUCCAGAAACUGACAAACCAAUACCCGAAGCAAAGCCAAAACGGCGCAACAAGAUCGGCACAGCACGCUAUGCAUCCAUCAACGUCCAUCGAGGCCGAAUGCACGCACGACGGGAUGAUCUUGAAGGCAUCGCCUAUAUCUUGCUCGAUCUGAUUCUUGGUACUUUACCAUGGACCGGCAUUCAAGCACGCAACUCUGCGGCUGGAUGGGAUCGGAUGCGCGCUAUGAAGAACGAUGCGUAUAUGCCGGAGAUGCUGGAUGGGUACCCUGAAGGUCUUGUCAAGUUUGUUGAAUAUGUCCGAAAAUUGAAAUUUGCAGAGGAACCCGACUACGAUCUAUUAAAACAGUUUUUACGAGGAUCAUUACCCGGAGGAACACACGCUGCUCCAACACGAUCACCCUUUGACAAGGGUGAAAAUGCCCAGCCUCGACAACGACAUCGUCUUGCAGCUGACAUGACACCCUAUUAUGAUCCUUCCUCAUCAACACGACAAGGAAAUCAGCAGGUGAUGACAGAUCAGCCUCCAGCUCAGAACGAACCAAGUGACGGGUCCUCGGGUUCUGCAACCAACAAGAAAAAGUGGGAGCUCCAGGAAAAACUGGUUGGCUGGUACACUUAUAAGCAUGACGAGGAGCCUUGGCAACCCGAAAUUGACUGGGAACGCAACGAGGGUAAUGAAAAUGCUACAGGAGCGUCUUGGGGCGAAGACAGACCGAACGUAGCAUGGGGACCCAAGGGCGAGGGAGGAGGCGAUAGUGGCUGGCCCGGUUCGGUGACGCGAACAGACAGUGGAACAGGAUGGGAUUGUAUGCCUUCCUCCCAAGAAACCAGGGGUGAUUCAUGGGGCAGCAAACAAGAUAGUUUGAAAAUGGAUGUCGAUUCUGGAUGGGGUAACGAGACAGCCAACAAGGGUUCUGCAGGCUGGGGCGCUACUGCAGUAGCGACACCAGCAGUGGCAGCAGAUGCUACUGCAUCCAACAUGGGAACUUGGGGCUCCAAAACUGACGAUGACGGAUGGCGAUCUUCAAGGCCAAUGGCUGCACCCAGUAACCCAACAAACGGUGCAUGGGGAGCAAAGCCCGCACGGAAAUCAAGCUGGGAAUCCAUGCAAAUCGACCCUUCACCGAGGCCCGCACAACAACAGCAGAAACAACAGCAACCGUCGCAUAACAUACGAUCACAACCUCAAGCACCUCAACAGCAAGAGCAGUAUAAUGUAACCUCAACAACACAGAAUAUAAAUACCAGAAACAACGAUAACAAUACCAACUCAACAGGGAAAUGGAAUGCGUGGGCUGCAAGUCAUAAUGCAGGAAAUCAGUCGCAGUCAACGCUUCCACCUCGAAGACACCCACCGCCACAGCGGCAACAACCGCCACAACAAAAACCAACACGAUCUGGUACUACAGAACAACAUCAACAGCAGCAGUCAUGGAAUACACAAGAUUUUGGUGGUGGAUGGGUGUCAAAUACAGACAAAGAUGGCUGGACUACCAAAACGUCGUCAAGACCCUUGAACCGACAAUCUCAACAUCAUCGCGGCCCACGAAAGCAACCCUGGUGA
Molecule: messenger RNA, 2202 nt
Organism: Zychaea mexicana
Lineage: Eukaryota; Fungi; Mucoromycota; Mucoromycetes; Mucorales; Lichtheimiaceae
Product: kinase-like domain-containing protein
Exons: 4
Coding region: 1-2202 (733 amino acids)
Biological process (GO): signal transduction; peptidyl-serine phosphorylation
Cellular component (GO): cytoplasm; nucleus
Molecular function (GO): ATP binding; protein serine/threonine kinase activity
Source: RefSeq, a predicted model, not a curated record